CACAGUGUUUCGGUCAGCCCAAAAUACUCUGGCCGCACGGCCAUAUGUGCGCAGUAGUCGGGCUCGGAAAGAACCGGGUAGUGAGCCCAGAUUGCGAGUUUCUUCAUGGGUUGCGAUUUCGGACCUGACAUUUCAGAUUUCGGCUUCUGGCGCAUCCAUGCUGUGUUGGGACAGGAAGUCAACUUCGGCAUCAGGCCACCACCGCUAAAACUGACUUUGCAAGGCGUCAGAGUCGGUGAGCCCCAGGUCUACAAUAUCGACGUCCUGGGCUGUCGUUGACCGCGACUUGGGAGGGCACCGACGACGGGAACAUCGAAGGGAAAGACGGGUGGGGCGCCUCCAUUUUUUGGGAGCGGAGACGUGGGGCUGGCUGGCUGCCCUCUCGGGUCAGCGGCCAGAGCCUCUCGGUCUGCAGGCACAGACGAAAACGGACUGGCAGCGGUUGGGGCGCCGCUCUCCAUUCGUUCAAACCUUUUUUUCCCCUGCCGGCCAGCUGACCAC
Gaeumannomyces tritici R3-111a-1 is the source of this 501-nucleotide messenger RNA. RefSeq lists its product as hypothetical. Lineage: Eukaryota; Fungi; Ascomycota; Sordariomycetes; Magnaporthales; Magnaporthaceae. The transcript has a single exon. The coding region runs from base 106 to 279 and encodes 57 amino acids. The record is from RefSeq and is a predicted model, not a curated record.